AUGAUUAAGCUGCUGGAGGACAUGCAUGGGGCCCUAAGAUUUAGGGGUUCGAGCCUGCUGCCCUGCCGGCUCUACUGCUGGGCGGGACCAACGCCGAGACCCGACUCCAGCCGCAGGGGGCGCUGUCCCGUUUUCCUGCAGCAGGAAGCGGAGCCUCGCAUGCCUUCUGCGACUGCGCCGCGGGGAAACGUCAUAUCCGGCCCUGCGCGCACUGCACCGGAGCCGGAACUGGCGAUCCCCGGGAAGUUCCACCUCUUGGAGACCUCGGAGCGCAGCAUAAGCCUCAAAAGCCACUUCAAUGUCCCUUCUCACGUGCUCCGGUAGACCAUGUCUUCCCGGCUGUCCAAGGAACUGCGGCAGAAGUACAACGUCCGCUCCGUGCCCAUCCUCAAGGACGAUGAGAUCCAGGUGGUUUGAGGACACUCGAAAGGUCAACAGGUCAGCAAGGUAGUCCAAGUGUACAGAACUCAGCAUGUCAGCUACAUCAAGCAGGGACAUGAGAUGACUAACAGCACAACUGUCCACGUGAGCAUCCACCCCAGCAAGGUGGUUAUAGCCAGACUGGAACCAGACAAAGACAGGAAAAAAAUUCUUGAAUGCAGAGCCAAGUCUCGGCAACUUGGGAAAGAGAAAGGCCAAUGCAGGGAGCUCACUGAGGACACAGGAGUGAACAGGCUGGCAUGCAGCCAGGGCUGACUGCAGAGGCCUUGUCUGGUGUCUGCUUCAAACUUUUCAAAGUGUGUCUGAUGAGUUUCAUUGUCCACCUGUUUUGCUACUGACCUGUUACUCUUGUAAAUCUCCUUUUGCAGUUUUGAUAAUUUAUGAGUAAAAAUUUAGCUGUUUUCUAAUGUUAA
Messenger RNA from Peromyscus leucopus (white-footed mouse), 854 nucleotides. RefSeq names its product ribosomal protein L26 like 1 (gene Rpl26l1). The record is from RefSeq and is a predicted model, not a curated record. Gene Ontology annotation, biological process: cytoplasmic translation; ribosomal large subunit biogenesis. Gene Ontology annotation, cellular component: cytosolic large ribosomal subunit. Gene Ontology annotation, molecular function: RNA binding; structural constituent of ribosome. NCBI's taxonomy places the organism in Eukaryota, Metazoa, Chordata, Mammalia, Rodentia, Cricetidae.